Molecule: messenger RNA, 1862 nt
Organism: Varroa destructor (honeybee mite)
Lineage: Eukaryota; Metazoa; Arthropoda; Arachnida; Mesostigmata; Varroidae
Product: mpv17-like protein
Cellular component (GO): membrane; cytoplasm; mitochondrion
Source: RefSeq, a predicted model, not a curated record
GACGAACAGACGGUCAGCCAGCCUGUCUUAUUAGCUACGAUAAAAAGCAGUCACCACUGCCGUUCCAUAAAGUUCUCUAUGUAACACUUAACGGUUUCAUUUAGCCUGAGACUUUCUUUGACACCUUCCCUAAUGUAAUAACAUCAAUGGUCGCUCGAUAAUCAAUCGUAUUUAUCCAGCUACCUACAGUUGAUUCCGUGCGCUUUUGACCUAGCUUUUGCGACCCUUCUGGGGCGUUAUAGGGCUGUCGACAAGUGCGAUUCUGUGAUAAGAAGUGAUUUUAGUGUUAUUUUAAGUGAAAAUAUACACCAAACAGUUUAAGAGUAUUUUAUGGACCCGUUCGAUCGGGAGGGUCGUCAGAAGGUUGCGGGUCAUUGAAAUCGAUGAAAAUCAGGAGAAACUGUGCUUGAUACAUCGUUCUGAACUUCGAUCAAUUCCGCGACAUCGUGAAAACGGGAGAUAAUGUCCGGAUUAUUCAGCAAAGUACGUGCAGUGUUCCGCGCGCGGCCACUUGUGGCCAAUGCAACAACUUACACAGCGAUGAUCUGUGCAGCAGAGUUCACUCAGCAGACAAUUCUUAAGCGAUAUGAACCUGAUAGGAGAUACGAUUUCACGAUUAUUGGUCGCUAUUUUGUUAUCGGGUCCUGCAUCUAUGGGCCCACUUUAUUCCACUUUUACCGAAUUUUGGAUAGGGCGCUGCCUGCCAAAACCGUAGCGGUUUCCCUAACAAAAGCAGUCGUUGACCAGGCUGUCUUAUCAUCUUCAUUAUUAGCAGUAUUCUACACAGCGAUGAGCGUUAUGGAGGGUGAGGACGAUGUCUUCGCCGAAAUGAAGGCAAAAUGGUGGCCCACCUACAAGCUAUCGUGUCUUUUCUGGGUUCCUGUACAAUGCUGCAAUUUUUUGUUUAUGCCCCCGCCUGCACGGGUAGUGACUGUUGGGGUGUGUUCUUUCGUCUGGGUGAACAUCCUCUGCCUAUGUAAACGUGGGAUGGCCAUAAAGUCAACAACUGAAAAAAGUGAGGAAAAAUCUCCAGAGAGCGCAACUUUAAUGACAGUGUAGCAAGACAAAACGUAAGAAUCGGUAUUGUCAAUGUGUUAUGUUUACACUGGCGUUGAAAACCUUUCGUCAACGAUGGGUUCAACUUAGUGGUUACCCAAGAACCGGAAUUGCAUGCCGCGGAACGAGAAGAUGCAUUUCUUACGUUCGAGGCGUUUUCCUUACAAUCCAAUAUAUAAUAGGCUUUUAGUUGGCCGAGCAAAACCGACCGAAUUCGUAUAAUCGAGAACCGGCGAUGUCCAUCAAUAAAUCAACCUUUCAAUGUCAAUACUGUAUUUGUUUCUUCAAUUUGAUUCACAUUUUUCUUUUAAUCAAAAAGUGGGGAGAUAACGAACGAAAUGCGUUUGUGUUAUCUUUUUUUUUGAAAACACGAAAAAGUGUCUCAAACUGAGGACACUCGCCAACUCAAAUACUUAUUCAAGGGCAAGGUUGAAGAACAAAUAAAAUAUUACGUUUCAUUUUAAGUUUGUCAUGCUUACAAUUAAUGGGAAGUUAUUUUAUGCAGUGCAUUCGAAAGCUGCUCUGUAUUUCUCUAGACUAGGAAAGAAUUGAUUAAGAAAAAAAUUCGCUCAUCGCAUAGGAGACCACUCGGACCAUUUGACAGAAGGCAGUGUACAAUAUGGGACGUAACUGGAAAUUCCUUGCCUAAAUUGCUAUGCCACUUGUCUCAUGAUGGACACGCCGUGCUCUAUGACACUUCGCGAAGGCAAGAUGCUUCGAGUAAUUACGCCUGAGGGCGUUCGACGCCGAACAGCUCUAACAGGUACUCAAUAUUCCUAAUCACAAAAUGGUAAUGGCCAUAAGUU